Musca domestica (house fly) is the source of this 1594-nucleotide messenger RNA. RefSeq names its product probable cytochrome P450 313a4. Gene Ontology annotation, molecular function: monooxygenase activity; oxidoreductase activity, acting on paired donors, with incorporation or reduction of molecular oxygen; heme binding. NCBI's taxonomy places the organism in Eukaryota, Metazoa, Arthropoda, Insecta, Diptera, Muscidae. Bases 66 to 1571 code for a protein of 501 amino acids. The record is from RefSeq and is a predicted model, not a curated record. The transcript has 8 exons.
AUUCUGUUUAUAUUAGGAGGUGAUUGGCUCUGGCGAGAGAACAUUUUAUUGAAAGUGUUGGAAGCAUGCAGCCGUUUCUAGUCAUAGUUUUAAUUCUAUUGAUUUUCUUGUGGUUACACCAUCGAUGGAAUCAUCGCCAUGUAUUCGGCAUGGCCAGGAAAGUGCCGUUUCAUAAGUUGGAAAUGAUAUUGGGUUUUGGACCAAUUGUGACUCCGAAAACCAUUGUUAAACAUGGUGUCGAAAACUGUAAAAAGCUUGGCCAAAACUUCAUUAAUUUUGUUGGUCCAUUUCCGCAAUAUGUUACCGGAGAUCCGGAUAUCGUCAAAGAUAUUCUAAUGUCGAAAUUGUGUAUACACAAGGAUUAUUUGACAUAUGGUGGACUACGUCAUGCCCUGGGCGAAGGACUACUGACCAUACAAGGAAAGGAUUGGCAACAUCUUAGGAAACAAAUGGAUCCAGGUUUUAAAUUUUCCAAAGUUCUGGGAUUUUUACCCGUCUUCAAUAGGCGAAUGUCGGGCUUUUUUGAGGAACUGGAUGGAUGCCAUGCUAUGAAAGAUUCCUAUAGAAUUUUAACGUUUUGUCGAGAAUACACCAUUGGCAUAACAUGCGAGACAAUGUUGGGACUUGAUCUUGAUAAAUCUACAAUUGAUAUAAAACACUAUGCAAACUUUAUAGCAAGCAUGAUGGAAUAUAUAUCGGACGUAACAUUUACCGUGUACUAUCAAUCGAAAUUCAUUCUCAAACUAGCCGAUUUAACAAUAUACAAGCAGCAUCGGAAAGAAUUGCAAUUUUUAAGAUCGGUAAUUAAUGAUGCAUUUACGUACCAUUCGACAAAAUCUGGAACUCUUCCGGAGUAUGUAAACACUGUGGAGCAUAUUGUCGCCCGCCAUGUCAUUGAAGCCAAAGAAAAUAAUAAGAUUGAUGCUGAUCUGGCCCUAUCAAAUACGAUGCAUUUGUUCGGUGCGGCAUUUGAAACCACAUCGUCAACAUUGUAUUUCGCAAUUCUCAUGUUGGCCCUAUAUCCUGAGUAUCAGGAAAAAGCCUACGCUGAAAUACUUCAAAUGUUUCCCGAAAACGACAGCGGAGGGUUUGAGAUCACCUAUAACCAUAUCAGCCAGCUUACCUAUCUGGAUAUGUUUAUAAAGGAGACACUGCGUGUAUUUCCCACAGUUCCUCUGUUUUCUCGACGCGUCAUUGGUGGUGAUCUCCGACUGAGCAAUGGUGUGGUUAUACCCGAGGGGCAAGAAGUCGUAAUAAAUACCUUUAAUUUACAUCGAAAUAAAGAUGUGUGGGGUCCCCAGGCCGACACAUUUAAUCCGGAUAAUUUUCUACCGACCAACGCCGAGAAGCGCCAUCCGUAUGCCUUUGUGCCAUUUGCCAAGGGGCUGCGUUUUUGUAUAGGACUGCGUUAUGCGGAAUUGACGCAGCGGGUGGCAAUAGCAAAGAUAAUUAAGCGUUACAAAUUUUCAACCACCGCCAAAAUAGAAGAUCUCGAGUUGCAGAACCAUAUAUCAAUGCAGUUGGGAAAAUACCCGCCCAUCACUGUUGAGAGAAGGGCGUUUCCAAAGUAGAAUUAGAAAAGAAAAUGUUAAUA